AUGACUAGUAACAUCCAAAAAUAUGUAAAGAAUUGUCAACGUCAUAAAUUUGAAAAUUAUCAACGAUAUAGUCCCUUGCAAUCAAUACCGGUUGCAGAAACGCCCUUUCGACACUAUUCAAUGGAUUUUGUCACUGGGCUACCAAUGUCUAAGGUAGACCCAAUCUUAGCAAUUGAAGCUGCAUUCGGAAUCAAACCAAUUCAUGCUGAAUGGGAUAUGCAAGUGUACAUGAUACUGGCACAUAUACCCCAUUCACGUGGACGCAACCUGUUGGUUUGGUAA
Messenger RNA from Schizosaccharomyces octosporus yFS286, 282 nucleotides. RefSeq lists its product as uncharacterized. Bases 1 to 282 code for a protein of 93 amino acids. The transcript has 2 exons. The record is from RefSeq and is a predicted model, not a curated record. Lineage: Eukaryota; Fungi; Ascomycota; Schizosaccharomycetes; Schizosaccharomycetales; Schizosaccharomycetaceae.